Messenger RNA from Phlebotomus argentipes, 2317 nucleotides. Its product is annotated as WD repeat-containing protein 20-like. The transcript has 2 exons. NCBI's taxonomy places the organism in Eukaryota, Metazoa, Arthropoda, Insecta, Diptera, Psychodidae. The record is from RefSeq and is a predicted model, not a curated record. The annotation marks the transcript as partial. Gene Ontology annotation, molecular function: protein binding.
CGCCUAAUUGAUAAGACAAAAGUGACGUGCCUGAAGUGGCUGCCGUCGUCACCGAACCUGUUCCUGGCCGCCCAUGCUUCUGGGCAUCUGUAUUUGUACAACGAGGAGUUGCCGUGCACGCCAACAGCGCCCAACUAUCAGCAGUUCAAGAUGGGCGAGGGCUUUGUCAUCUACACGUGCAAGUCCAAGUCGACGCGCAAUCCGCUGUACAAGUGGUCAUUUGGCACGGACAAUGGCAGCAUCAAUGAGAUCAGCUUCUCGCCGUGCGGCAGCAAUUUGGCCAUUGUGUCGCAGGACGGCUUCCUGCGGGUCUUCCACUAUGACACGAUGGAGUUGCUGGGCAUCGCGCGAUCGUACUUCGGGGGAUUCCUGUGCGUGUGCUGGAGUCCGGAUGGGAAGUACAUUGUGGUGGGCGGAGAGGAUGAUCUCGUGACGGUGUGGUCGAUGCAGGAGAGGCGAGUUGUGGCGCGUGGGCAGGGCCACAGAUCCUGGGUGUCCGUGGUGGCAUUUGAUCCCUACACCACGAGCUACUCGCACUGGGACGGCCCGGACUUCUCGGACGAUGAGAAUCCCAUUAAUGAUGGGGGCUUCAGAAACUACAGUGGCGAUGAUAAUGACGCGGCACGACGGCCACCGUCCAGCGCCACGGCGGCGGAUAAGAUGGCCACGAGCUAUCGCUUGGGAUCCGUGAGUCAGGAUACGCAACUGUGUCUGUGGGACAUCACGGAGGAUGUGCUGCGACAGCCGGUGGGCAUUCGGCAUCGGCUCAGCUCGCACGAUCCGCAGCAGAAUCUCGUGAAUGGCGAGGCGGAGCGCAAGGGUGCCUCAUCGUCAGCCUCUGGCUCUUCUGUGUCCUCAACAAGUGCCGCCAUGUCCACAGUGUCGAGCGGAGCGUCCCGGGAUGUGGACAAUCCACGCCCGGCGGCGGCGGCCAGUGGGAAGAUUGCCAACUCUGUGGCGAGUGACAGUGCGCCAGUGGCCACGAACAGUGAUAGUAAACAUUGGAACAGCGUGAGUGGGAAGAGUGGCAAGAGUGUGAGUGUGAUUGGGAAUUGUGUGGGCAAUAGUGUUAAGUCAACGGACUCGCCGGACUCAAAGAACGGCAGCAGCAAAUCCUCCGACGGCAUGUCGGCCUUCAACACCCUCACGCAGAGGCUGUCACAUCUGGGCUUCGGCAGUGACAAGGCGUCGAGUCAUCAUCAUGGCAAGAAGACAUUCAGUCUGUCCAAAUCCAGUGCGAAUCAUCACUUUGUGCACAACAACAACAGCGCCAGCAGUCCAGGUGAUUCCGCCAGCAUUGCCACGAGUGGGAAGACGAGAUCUGGCGGCGGCGGCGCUGCGAUGGUUCAGGUGGCGACGAAUGGGAAUGGCGCAGCCGAUGGCGAUGGCAGCAGUGGCGGAAGCAGUGUUGUGGCCACUUAUGAUCCAAUGAAGUUGAUUGGCACGUCGGCGUGUCCGCGCUUCGACGAGUGUCCUGUGCUGGAGCCGCUGGUAUGCAAGAAGAUCGCCCAUGAAAGACUGACAGCGCUCAUUUUCCGCGAAGAUUGCUUCCUCACAGCGUGCCAGGAUGGGAUUAUCUACACGUGGGCGAGGCCAGGAUUUGCGAAUGCUCCUCAGCACGCCGGCUCGAGUCCAUCGGCGCCUCCCGGCGGAACAGUGGUUUAAUACAGUGAAAACCAUGUUUAGGAAAAACAAUGUCUUGACGCAGUUUCACCGCGCGCGGAAGAACUCCAGAUCGUGUGGAGUGUCGGAACAAAAAAAAAAUGGGCCUAUUGAAUAAAAUUCUCAUGCAAAGGGGAGAAAAAGUGAGAGAAAAGCAGGAAAACUCUGUGUCUUCUGGAGGAUCUGAUAUGAGAAAAGAUGAAGAUAAGGAAAAAAGCACGGAAUGGAAAGAGCAGUAAAUUAAAAUAUAAGAUUUCUGAAGUGAAACUGAUUUAUAGGAUAUUAUAUUGAGUGGAAAGAAUGGGGAAAAGAAAAGAAGAAGAAAAAACCUUUUAAAGUAUGAAGAAGAAAAAAACAUGAAAAAUAUUAGUAGAAAAAAUUUUACACACCAAAGAUAACAAAUCUUGUAAUUACUAAUUAUUCUAUUUGAGGAAAGAGAGAGAGAGAGUGAGUUUUCAGAGCAACAAGAGUGCGUGAGUGUGUGAGAGAGAGAGAAAUAUUUAAUUUUUACAAUUACAUUAGUUUCUAAGAAGUAAUUUUAUUUCAUUUGAAUGUCUGACCAUUUGAUUUUCUCACGGUAGAUUUUAUAGUGAAAGCCUGAAGAAAAGUGGUGAGAGCUUUUGUUAGCGCAAGAAUUGUUUUAUAUUUCUUCAGC